UUCGUGAUUGUUUUGCUCGAUAACGCUUGAGAAAAUAUCAAGUCGAAAUAUCAAGUCGUGAAUAAAAGUCGAAAUCUUUACGUCUACCCUGAGGAAGAAACACUUGAAAUUUAUUAAUGGGAAUAUAAGGUUUAUUCACAGAAAUAAACUUUAUUUCGCAAAAACAAAUUUUAUCUUACGGAAAUGAAUUUUGUAUUCCUCAAAUAAAUUUUCACGUAUUUUCUCUCGAUAUGAUUGCAAGAAAUACAAUGCAAAAAAUUUCAAAUUAUAGUCACGUUUUUAUGACGUUGUUUGUUUCUAAUUUGAAUUAUUUCGAAUUCAUUUUAUUAGUUUUAAACACUCCGUAAUAUUUAAGGCCGAUUUUUCAAUAGCAGUUUAAACUUGGAUUCAAGCUUAAACUCUAUUCUAACAAUGCAUUUGUUUUGUUUAAACCGAGUUUAAGUUGAAAUCUAAGUUUAAACUAUCAUUGAAAAACCGACCCUUAAAGAUUGAUAAAUGUAUUAUUUGCAUGAUCGUGUGAUAAAUGUAUUAUUCGUACUUCUGUUUCGUACGAGAAAUGAUAUUUCUUUUCGAUAUGAGAAUUUAUAUGUUGCGUAAUAAAGAAUCCUUAUCUCAGAAGAACUGUCGUGAAUGUGCGCGCAGCUGUAUUCAAUUUGUUUGAUCGAUCAAUCGCGUACGGCAAGUGCACUUCCUCCGAUGAGACUUUUCAAAGCGUAUAGACCUUGAUUAACACGUUCAUCGAAAAUUGCAGUUAGUAAGAGAUACUUGGAUUAGAAAAAUAUGGACACUGAUCAAAAUGAAUCGAAAAAUUUGGUUCAAAGAGCUGUUAUUACGACAGAUCCGCAGCAAGCAAUUACGGAGUAUUUCGUAUCCAAACAAGAGGAACAUAAAAUCAAAAUAUACCCAGAUUGGGAUAAAAUGAGAGAAUGUCCGGCGACCGAGGUGAUCAGGGCUCGCCGAGAACUGGCUCAGAUCGACCAAGUAUUAAAAAAUAAAUGGGCAGAACAGGAGACAAAGCGUAAAGAUAUGGAUAAGCAAUGGGAGGAGGCGAGAAAUCAGGCAUUACUGUUACGGCAGUCCUUCGUCAACUUUGAUCAACUCGUGCGAGAGAACGUCGAGAAGCGCGAACGAGCGGAACAAAAGAUCAAGGAGGAACAUGAGCGUCAGGAGAAAUUCAAACGAGAAGCCGAUGAACUCGAACAGAAAUUGCAUUACAUGAGAGAGGUGCUAGAUAAGAUGAAACGGUACACGGACAUAUACAAAAAGUAUCAAAAUUACUUGGAGCGUGUGGUAAACGAAACGGACGAGUUCCAGUCGAUCAAUGAUAUCUUUAAUCGUUACGAAACUUUAGUCGAGGCCAGACAAGCAUUGUCUGAUCACCAGGACAGAAAUCUUCAGAUGCUGGAAGACAAAGGCACAGAAAUAUAUCACUUGACGGAAGUCAAAUCCCAAAUGUUGAUGGAACUCGAUAACAAAUUGGCGCAAUUGCAAACACGAUAUAAUCGUGCGAAAUCGCAGGCACUCAGGUGGGAAUCGAUCGUCUCGAAAAUAAAAGAAAUUGCCGCUGCCAAGAACUUAGAGUUUACGCAAGUGAAAGCGUGCUGCUGGAACAUCUAUCAACAGAUUUGUAAGAGAAAAGAGAUACCCAUCAAGGUGAGCAGCGAGGACGUCGAGCAGCAGCUGAUUCAAAUCAAACGAACCAUCCUCGAAUUGAGGCGUAUCAUCAAGGUCGCCAAGAGAAAAGCGCGCGAAGAGGGAGAUACGUCGUAAGAGUAUUCGUUCAUUGUUAUUCUCCGUCAUAACUGACAAACGACGACGAAGUGGCCGCAAGUGAAGAACAGAUUGUUUUUUUAUAAUGAAAAAAAGAAAUUUCUAAAAAAGAAGAAAAAAAUAUACAAUUACUUUCGAAAUCUAUUAACUGUAAACUUGAA
Molecule: messenger RNA, 1931 nt
Organism: Odontomachus brunneus
Lineage: Eukaryota; Metazoa; Arthropoda; Insecta; Hymenoptera; Formicidae
Product: coiled-coil domain-containing protein 42 like-2-like
Exons: 4
Coding region: 781-1770 (329 amino acids)
Source: RefSeq, a predicted model, not a curated record